This is a messenger RNA of Tuber aestivum (summer truffle), 1635 nucleotides long. The record is from the annotation of a GenBank genome assembly. NCBI's taxonomy places the organism in Eukaryota, Fungi, Ascomycota, Pezizomycetes, Pezizales, Tuberaceae.
AUGAAGCAGAGCCUCAUUACAACCGGCCCUGAGCAACCAACUCCCCCCUCCUCCCACCUUUUCUUGCCUCAUCCCACCGCACCCAUUCAGAAUGCCGGUGGAUCCCAACAAUGGACGAACUUAGAUCUCUUUGUCGAGUGCCCACCUCCGGAGACACAAGAAGCAAAUACCAGCAGGUAAGCGACCCGACCCACUUACCCGCUCCCCGCUCAACCAUCUACUUGUGAUAUAACUGACCAACUAACCAGAAGUCAAAAUCACACCCCUCAGAUCGAAGCAAAUCUUACCAAACUCACCCUACUACUAGACACGGCUCCGGACCUUCUCGCCUCCGAGGAGCUCCGGCUAUACCUUGCCACUAUCCUCCAUCCACCACAUGACCUCCUCCCCGUCGAGCAGCACUUCCGGGAGGAGGACGACGUCAAGGAUGAGUUUGCGCGCGGCCAGACCGCCUGGUACCCCUUCCACAGGGUCUCCGAAAAAGCGCUAAUGCUUCUCCACUCUUCGCUCUCUCUCACGCCGCCCCCGUUGGCAGCACGGUCAAAGAUCGCUAUCGCAGCUAUAACAUACACCAAUCUCGAUGACCCAUGGACUUGCUCCACAUCCCACCAACUCUCCGCGACUCUCCGAUCCUCCGAUCCAGGACUGAGCUCCGCACAAACCCUCUCGACAAUCCUAGCGACCACUAUAAAACCCUUAUUCAAAUCUCCACUCACCCCCGCCAGUCGUCCUCCGCAGCGCGAAUCUACGAAUAAAGGCGCGGCAUUGCAGACACCUACUUGGCCCAGGGAGUUACCGCAAGCCAUAACUUUACUAUCCUACAUAACGGCACAUUUAUCCACCGAUACACUGGAGGGCGCAUGGCCAUUGCUCAUACCCCCGCUCCUGGGUAUCCACGAUGGCACAAACCCCGGACACAAAACCUCCGCGAGCAAUCUACUUUCCGCUCUGCUACCGAAACUACCCAACGGGCUACUGGUGAGGACUGGACUCGCGCCGGUUCUGCGUGACGCACUCAUGCCUGACUUGCUCCUUCUGCCACCUUUGACCCCGACAAGGUAUUCGGUGCCGUUGCUACGCGCAACAUACCAAGUCUUGAGAACCCUCGCUCGGAUAUCCACCACGGAUAACCGCCCCCGGGCGGAGCAGCUGGAUGCGAUAUUUCGCAAUGGCAUUGUCCGGGGCUUCACUUUUGCCGGUGAGAAUACACAGAUCGCAGAGGAGCUCAUGCGUCAAAUAUCCGCACUGGCGGUGGAAAUGAGGGUUUACGCGGCGAGGCAUUUGGGCAAUCUGGUUCAGAUUUUCGGCACUAUUUUGGGCGAUCCGUUUGUUGGGCUUGCCCGGGGUUUGUUAGCCGCCACGCUAGAUGCUGUAGAGGCUGUGGUAGGGGCUUGCUGGGUCAGAAUUUGUGGGUACGUUCCUGAGAUGUUGAAGGCUAUAACGAGCUGUUAUGGGGCAGUUUGCGGGAAAGGUGAGGGGAAGGGGGGAGUUGAGGUGGUUGAUAGGUUGAAGAAGAUUGUUAGUAUUCUAAGGGCUGUGAUGGCAGCAGAGAAGAGGGAGGCGGAGAUGACCGAGUUGGAGGAAAAUAUUGUCCAAGCGGACGGGAGAUUGUCUGGGUUGUUCGACUCCGGAUGA